UCCUACGUGUUUCGUUGAUUCUACAUACAACCUCUCGUGCGCUCGUAAGGUAGCUAAUGUCAAUUUUGAAUAAUAAAACGGCUACUCAGAUUAUUAACAGCCGUUAUUCAUUAGUCUUCUGCUGCUGUUAGAAUGCCGCCAUUUGUCGAGUGGGGAAACGGUUUGAAAACACCACGCUAGGUUAGGUAAUUUACUCUUAAUUGCAUCAAUAGCUGGCUGAGAAUGUAACGAUAAUUAUGUCUGAUAAUGUUCAAAGGGGACGGUGUGUCAUUCGUAGUCAGCCUCGCCAGUAUUGAUAGCCAGCAUUGAAAACUGACAUCUAGUGCUUCAUUUGUAAAUCUUAUUUUAUCUGAGAUAAAUGUAGCUGCAUUUGUCUCAGGUAAUAGGCUUUCACAUCUCCAUAUACUCCAUUAACCAACUCUGUUAGCUUCAACUAAUACUCACCUGGCUUGGGGGGGUCUAGCAGUUAAAUCCAAGGUUGUAGUUUCCAAUGGCAAAGGAAGAAUGUAUUACUCAGAAGAACACAACAGAGGACACCUCAACACUAAGAAUCAGAAAACCUCUUUCCACCUCCGAAAACCAAUCCAGUACUUUGUCAAAGGACAAAACCAGUCAAACUGCUGGACACUGGUCAGAAGAUGACACUCAGUCCUCAAAUGGGACAUCGGCUAAGUUAGUGGCCAGAGGAAAUGUCAGUGAGGCGUCGAGCAGGGGGCUGCUGAUGUUGGUGUUGGGGCUGUCUUUCUCUACACGCCUCUACAAGAUAACAGAGCCCCCUCAUGUGUGUUGGGAUGAGACGCACUUUGGAAAGAUGGGGAGCUACUACAUCAACAGGACCUUCUUCUUUGACGUCCAUCCUCCUCUUGGAAAAAUGCUGAUUGGCCUUGCAGGGUACAUGACUGGUUAUGAUGGUACCUUUCCCUUCAUAAAGCCAGGAGAUAAAUUUGAACACCACAACUACUGGGGGAUGAGAGGAUUUUGUGCCGUGUUGGGCUCCUUUCUCCCCAUCUUUGCCUACCUCAUAGUGCUGGAGUUGUCUCGGUCUUACACUGCUGCUUUAAUUGCUGCAACACUGCUCAUAUUUGACACAGGCUGUAUCACCAUUUCCCAGUACAUCCUGUUGGACCCUAUACUCAUGUUCUUCAUUAUGGCCGCAGUGCUGAGCAUGGUCAAGUUUAAUCAACAGAGAUACAGGUCUUUCUCUGCCUCCUGGUGGCUCUGGCUUAUACUGACUGGUGUCAGUCUUGCUGGUGCAGUGGGUGUGAAGUUUGUUGGUCUGUUUGUCAUCCUGCUGGUGGGACUGAACACGGUCUGGGACCUCUGGAGACUUUUUGGAGACCUGAGUGUUUCAUUGGUGGAAAUUGCAAAGCACUUCAUUGCUCGGGUCGUUGGACUCAUCCUGCUUCCCUUCCUCUUGUAUGUUACCAUAUUUGCAGUCCACUUUGUCGUGUUGAGCAAAAGUGGACCAGGAGAUGGUUUCUUCAGUUCAGCCUUUCAGUCCCGCUUAAUUGGAAACAAUCUACACAAUGCCUCCAUGCCUGAGUACCUGGCAUAUGGCUCCACCAUAACGAUAAAAAACCUCCGUAUCGCUGGAGGUUAUUUGCACUCACACUGGCACUUAUACCCAGAGGGAGUGGGAGCACGGCAGCAGCAGGUUACAGCAUAUCUACACAAGGACUACAACAACUUGUGGCUGGUUCACAGACCUGAUCAUAACCGAUCUCAUCCUGGGACACCUGAUCUAGUCCGUCAUGGUGACAUCAUUAAACUGGAGCACAAAGAAACAACUCGUAACCUUCAUACUCACCUCCAUGAGGCCCCUCUAACCAAGAAACACUUUCAAGUCACAGGAUAUGGCAUUAAUGGCACAGGUGACCUUAACGACCUGUGGCAGGUGGAGGUCUGUGGAGGUCGAAAGGGCGACCUCGUGAAGGUGCUGCGCAGUAAAGUCCGCUUUCUGCAUCGAGCUACUGGCUGCGUGCUUUACUCCUCUGGAAAGACUCUACCUAAGUGGGGCUGGGAGCAGGUGGAGGUGACAUGCAGUCCCUACUUGAAGGAAACUCCGAGCUCUCGGUGGAACAUUGAAGAUCACAUCAAUCCCAAAUUGCCCAACAUUAGUCUGGCUGUGCUGAAGCCCCAUUUCCUGGAGAUCUUACUGGAGUCCCAUGUUGUUAUGCUCAGAGGAAACAGUGGCUUGAAACCAAAAGACAAUGAGAUGAAUUCAAAACCCUGGCAUUGGCCCAUCAAUUAUCAGGGGUUGAGGUUCUCUGGGGUGAAUGACACAGAGUUUCGUGUUUACCUGCUGGGAAACCCUGUGGUCUGGUGGACAAACUUUGUCACUUUAGGACUCUACCUGAUCAUGGUGGCAGUGGCAGCUAUUGCUCUCCAAAGAGGUGUCUCAUUGAGCCAGAAAAGAAUAGAGCACUCUCGUGUUCUUAAGAGAGAAGGAGGGCUGCUGCUGCUUGGCUGGUUGCUGCAUUAUUUACCUUUCUAUACUAUGGGUCGUGUUCUCUACUACCACCACUAUUUUCCUGCAAUGCUUUUCAGCAGCAUGCUAACAGGAAUUACAUUAGACAUUCUGCUGAAAAGCACUGACCUGCUGCUCAGCCCACCUUUCUCUGAUUGGCUGCAGAGAGUCGGACAGGUGGUACUUCUGUUUGGUGUUCUUUACAGUUUCUACCUGUUUCAUCCACUCUCUUAUGGCAUGACGGGUCCUCUUGCACACGAGCCAGGCAGCGUCAUGGCUGGACUGAAGUGGAUGGACACCUGGGAGUUUUAGUCUAGUUCUAUAAAAAACAAUAUGAUGUAGGUCGACAGAAUAAAUAAGAAUAAAAGGUAUUCAGUCACGUGCUCAACAGACUGAUUUCAAGUUUACAUUAGAAUAUAGUUUCAUAAGGUACUGACUGCACAGUCUACCGUAGUAUUUCUUCUUGUGCCGGUAUUUAUGUCUCAGCAUCUCUAACUGUUGUAGAUGAGGAUGUUUGUUGAAUAUUUUUACCUGAAGGGCCUGAGUAAGUGCAAUAUGACAGCCAGUGAUGUGGAGUUUGACAAUGAGGAUCCAGACUUUUAUGAAUACCAAGUUGCCUUAACUCACAUCACAUCUGACAUUGCUGACUAAAAAUCAAAAUGUAUAUCUACAGUUUUUUCCUUAAUUUUAGGAUCAAGUGCCUUUAAAAAAAGUUAAAGCUGUAAUAUUAAAUGCUGCAUCUUCUUGUUUGUCAGUCUUAAAGCAAACACUUCCGUUACAUAAACUUGCACAGCCUGGAUUUUGGUUUCCAUGUGUCAUGUUCUCAAUGCUCAGCAUUUUAAAGUAGUGCUGUCCUUUUGUCUGUUUUUGUAUGUUCUUUCUAGGACUAAAACUGACUCUCAAUCAUGUCUAUGUCUCAGAAUGAUCAAUAAAGUAUGAUAUUCUUGUA
Molecule: messenger RNA, 3416 nt
Organism: Cheilinus undulatus (humphead wrasse)
Lineage: Eukaryota; Metazoa; Chordata; Actinopteri; Labriformes; Labridae
Gene: pomt2
Product: protein-O-mannosyltransferase 2
Exons: 21
Coding region: 491-2779 (762 amino acids)
Biological process (GO): protein O-linked glycosylation via mannose
Cellular component (GO): endoplasmic reticulum; membrane
Molecular function (GO): dolichyl-phosphate-mannose-protein mannosyltransferase activity
Source: RefSeq, a predicted model, not a curated record